Messenger RNA from Protobothrops mucrosquamatus (brown spotted pit viper), 1548 nucleotides. RefSeq names its product pancreatic alpha-amylase. Bases 1 to 1548 code for a protein of 515 amino acids. Lineage: Eukaryota; Metazoa; Chordata; Lepidosauria; Squamata; Viperidae. Gene Ontology annotation, molecular function: cation binding; alpha-amylase activity. Gene Ontology annotation, biological process: carbohydrate metabolic process. The record is from RefSeq and is a predicted model, not a curated record. The transcript has 10 exons.
AUGAGGAAUGUUGUGCUGCUGUUUCUCUUGGGAGCUUUUGGACUUUACUGGACCCAGUACAAGCCCAGUCCCAAACCUGUCAGGACCUCUGUUGUCCAUCUUUUUGAAUGGCGAUGGGUUGACAUUGCUCUUGAAUGUGAAAGGUACUUAGCCCAACAUGGAUUUGCAGGUGUUCAGGUUUCUCCUCCAAAUGAAAACCUUGUAAUUAUGAAUCCUUGGAGACCGUGGUGGGAGAGAUACCAGCCAGUUAGUUAUAAGUUAUGUUCACGCUCUGGAAAUGAAAGCGAGUUCAGAGAUAUGGUGACUAGAUGCAACAAUGUUGGAGUCCAUAUUUACGUGGAUGCUGUAUUCAACCAUAUGCUCAACUCAGCAGCUGGAUCUGGCAACCGUGGAAUCUGUAAGAGCUAUUUCAAUGCAGAACGCCACGAUUUUCCUUCUGUCCCGUAUUCGAGAUUUGAUUUUAAUGAUCCAAUAUGUAAAACACCCAGUGGGGAUAUUGAAAACUACAGUGAUCCUAUUCAGGUUCGUUACUGUCGACUUUAUGGACUCCUUGACCUUUCCCAAUGGAAAGAUGAGGUGCGUUCAAAAAUAAUAGACUUCUUGAACCACCUGAUUGACCUUGGCGUUGCAGGGUUCCGAAUUGAUGCUGCUAAGCACAUAAGGCCCGAGGACAUCAAUGUUAUUUUAAGCAAACUAAAUAACCUCAAUGCCCGAUGGUUCACCAAAGGUUCACGACCUUUCAUCUAUCAAGAGGUAAUUGAUUUGGGUGGUGAAGCCGUCCAAAGCUCUGAAUACUUCAGAAAUGGCCGAGUGACUGAAUUUAAAUAUGGCAUGCAGCUGGGGACUGUCCUUCGGAAAUGGAAUGGACAAAAGAUGGCAAAUUUGAAGAGCUGGGGAGAAAGCUGGCAUAUGAUGCCAUCUGAUAAAGCCUUCGUCUUUGUUGAUAAUCACGACAACCAAAGGGGACAUGGAAGUGGUGGGUCCUCCAUUCUCACUUUUUGGAACCCUAGACUUUAUAAGAUGGCAGUAGGGUUUAUGCUUGCUCAUCCCUAUGGAUUCACACGAAUCAUGUCAAGCUACUGGUGGCCUAGAGAUAUCCAAAAUGGAACGGACUUGAAUGAUUGGGUUGGACCACCAAGCAAUAGUGAUGGAUCCAUUAAACCUGUGACAAUUUAUGCAAAUGAAACUUGUGGCAAUGGCUGGAUCUGUGAGCACCGUUGGGAUGAAAUUUGGAACAUGGUGAUAUUCCGAAAUGUUGUCUAUGGGGAGCCAAUUACAAACUGGUGGGACAACAAUAACAAUCAGGUAGCAUUUGGACGUGCUGGCAAAGGAUUUGUUGUGUUUAACAAUGAUGACAGGAACUUGUCGGUAGUCCUUCCAACUGGUCUUCCUGCUGGGGUUUAUUGUGAUGUCAUUUCAGGACAAAAAGAAGGCAAGGCUUGCACAGGAAUUCAAAUCCAUGUUGCUGCUAAUGGCAUGGCUCAUUUUCAGAUUAAUUACCAAGCAAAGCAUCCGUUCAUUGCAGUUCAUGUUGAAGCCAGAUUGUAA